AUGCCGUCUAUCCUCAGUGAUGCCGACAAGGAAACUGUCAAGCGACAGGUGCCCAAGCCGGCCAACAAGAUCCUCGCGGUAGCUGUCGCGCGACUCUACGUUGCAUAUCCUGAUCCUCAACGAUGGACUUAUACUGGGAUUCAGGGAGCGAUAGUGCUCUGCAAUGAUCUUGUUGGACGAACCUUCUGGUUGAAGAUCGUUGACGUCUCGCCUACAGGCAAGGGUGUCAUAUGGGACCAAGAGAUCUACGAUAAUUUUGGUUACAAUCAGGACCGCACCUUCUUCCACACAUUUGAGCUCGAAGCCUGCUUGGCAGGACUGUCCUUCGCCGAUGAGAAAGAGGCAAAAACGUUCAUUAAGAAGGUGAUGGAGCGUGAGAAGCACGCGAGCAAGGAGACCAGCAAAACUCCCUUCGCCUCCUCUCGAGGACAGGGGCCUGCGCCUGUGACUAACGGCAAAGGAAUUGGGCGAUCAAUCUUUGGCAGUCUAUUGCAUCGAUCGAGUCCAAGCCCAAGCGCUGCUCCAUCUCCAGCUCCAGUAGCGGUUCCGGCACCCUCAAUACCAGUGGGCCCACCGCCAGUGUUGACACCAAGUGCUCCGCCAACUAAGGGAGAUCUACCCUUCGAUAUCAAUGAUCCAACCCAGAAGGGCCUCCUCGAUGAGUUGCUGCAGAUGGGUAUUACCGAAGAUCAGAUAGCAGACAAUUCCGAAUUCAUCAAAUCUUGGAUCGCUCAGAAGCAGAACGCAGCGGAGUCAUCACCAGCGACGAGUGACCAGGACAAGCCGCGGGCUCCUCCUCCACCUCCACCUAGUGCUCCAGCGCCAAAAGCGGCCACCCUCACUCCGCAGGAUACAGGGACAAGCCGGCGUGGACCGCCGCCGCCGCCUCCCCCUUCGAGAAAAAGCCGUUCUGAUGCUAUCGAAGAACCAGCUGCGCCUCCACCGAGCGAGCCCUCCCCACCCCCAGCACCAACUCGAAUGUUCCGAGCGCCGCCUCCGAUUGCAGAUGCGGGCAAGUAUGCAGAGCCCGCUGGACCUGCACCACCACGACGACCCAGGGCGAUCUCGAGUGUUACGCCGGGCCCGCCGCCGCCUCCGCGACCUCCAAAGACACCAAUGGAGGAGCCUUCAAACCAACCAACGAGUCGCUUCGGAGUGCCUCCGCCAUUCACUGGCGAUCGCAAAGUCUCUGCACCACCCGCACCACCGAGCCGCAGUCCAGUCCCGGGUGGUCCUCCACCACCUCCUCCUCGCACAUCCAGCCCAGCGGCACCGCCUCAGCUCCCUCCGAAGGUCCCCCAUGGUGGUGCACCCUCUGGACUUCCCCCUCCACCGCCAGCUCGAGGCGCUGUCCCACCUCCGCCUCCACCACCGCCAGGACCUCGGCCCUCGUCAGUUGCGCCCGCUGCUCCUGGUCCUCCGCCUCCGCCUCCUCGAGGACCGGCUCCUCCAGCAGGCUCCCAUUCACCAGCUGCUCCCCCACCACCGCCACCACCAGGUCGUGGUGGUCUACCUGUACCACCUCCACCUCCCCCAGGAGCAGGGUCUAUUCCACCACCCCCUCCGCCUCCCAAUCGCAGUGGGCCAGGAGCUCCUCCGCCGCCGCCACCACCUCCAGGAGGCGCAGGAGGGCCGCCUCCACCCCCGGCUCCUGCUGGUGGAGCUCCUCCAUUGCCGAAAAAUGCUGGGGGAAGAGAUGAUCUCCUUGCAGCCAUCCGAGGCACGGGUGGUGCUGGUGGAGGUGGUCUUCGAAAGGUCAAGGACUCCGAAAAGAAGGAUCGCAGUGCAGCCAUGGUUCCUGGAGGCGCAGCGGAGUCAUCAGCAGCAGCAACCAGCUCCGGCGGGGCCGCUCAGGGUGGCCUUGCCGGCGCUUUACAAGACGCACUCAACAAGAGAAAGCAGCGUGUUAGCGGCAGUGGUAAGUUAUCCAUCUUUACCUUGGACAAGAACAACUCACUCAUGAUAUACUCUAGAUGA
This is a messenger RNA of Penicillium diatomitis, 1977 nucleotides long. Its product is annotated as WASP family protein. NCBI's taxonomy places the organism in Eukaryota, Fungi, Ascomycota, Eurotiomycetes, Eurotiales, Aspergillaceae. Bases 1 to 1977 code for a protein of 658 amino acids. The transcript has 2 exons. Gene Ontology annotation, molecular function: actin binding. The record is from RefSeq and is a predicted model, not a curated record.